Messenger RNA from Aedes albopictus (Asian tiger mosquito), 2288 nucleotides. Its product is annotated as fibroleukin. Lineage: Eukaryota; Metazoa; Arthropoda; Insecta; Diptera; Culicidae. The coding region runs from base 230 to 1669 and encodes 479 amino acids. The record is from RefSeq and is a predicted model, not a curated record. The transcript has 2 exons.
UUUAUCCUGUAAAGUAUGAAAACGAAACUAUCAUUUAUCAUAUUGACGACAUUAUUUUUGUAAAAAAUAGUUAUCCUUAGGUAGUGCCAUAAAUGGUACAGGCACCUUAAUCGAAUUGGGUUUCUUCUAGAUUGUAUACUUUCUGCACGUACAAAUUCUUGACGUUGAGAAUUGUGCAUCUCAUGAUUGAUUUUAUUUGGUCCCAGACGUUCGGUAUGAUUAGCCUAGCAUGGAGAAGACAGUUGUGGUUAUAAUUUUCGCUUUGGUGAUUUUCGGGAGUAAAUUGACUCAAUCUCGUGAUGUUCCAACUAUUUACGCUGAAGAAGACGAUCUGCAUGAAGCCGAAAAUGAAGUUACAGCAAAGCUUGGAAGAGAAAGUUCACCUAGUGAGGAUGAUACAGAAGUGCCACUACAAUUGCAUCACUUAGAGAAGAAAUUACAGCAAAUAGAAAACAUGAUUGAAAAUCAUGAUGCAGAGAGUUGUCAGGAAACCACUGUCAAUAUGGUUUCUUCUUAUCUGGAAAGAAAGAUUUCACAACAGAAGGAAGAUUUAAAGCAAUUAAUGGAUACGAUGGUCAAGAGAAGCAUUAAAACAGAUGACGAUGAGCAUGAAACACUUCUUUUGAAAAUCGACAAAAUGGGAAACAUGAUCACACAGCUCGUUACGCAGACAAUGGAGGCAACUCUUGAAACAAAGUUCAAGCAGCUAGAAAACAAGGUAAAGAAAACUGUAGAAGAGGCAAUCCCAGGCAAGUCUCCUGAUGGCAGCUUCGGAUAUGAAAUACUGCAAUUAGAGAUUGAUUCACAAAAAGCCAAACUCCUCCAAUUAACAAACCAAAUUACCAGUAUGAAUGAGAAAAUCGUCAAAAGUCUUGCAAACCUCGAACAACUAAUUGCUCAAAAUUUGUCGCAAAUAAUAAACCAUUCAACGGUACCUCCGGAGCAAAACAACAGAUGUGUUAACAAUCAAACAUUGAAGCAGGUACUAUUUGAUUUGGUAAUUUUCAAAAACACGAACAGCUACUACCAAAUCUCAAACCGGCAACACUCUUGCAAAGACAAAGCGAUGAAAACGUCUUCUGGUAAAUACCUGCUACAUCCUAACCUCGAGGAGGAACCAUUUGUGGGCUACUGCGAACAGAACAAGUUCGGCGGUGGUUGGUUGGUAAUUCAACAUCGGUUCAACGGUUCCGUUGAUUUUUAUCGCGGCUGGAAGGACUAUCGGAAUGGAUUUGGAACGAUCGACGGAGAGUUCUGGUUGGGACUGGAAACGCUGCAUCGCCUUACGAAGGACAAACAAUUCACUUUGGUCAUAGAAAUUAAAACCUUUAACGGAAGUUACGCUUACGCCAUGUACGACCGGUUUGAAAUUGGAAGUGAAGCCGAGGGAUACUCGCUGAAACGGGUGGGCAGCUAUAGUGGAAGUGCUAGUGACGGGUUGAAGUACAGUGAGGGGAUGAAAUUUACCACGUGGGACUCCGAUAACGAUCAAUCGACGGACAACUGCGCGGUUGACAGAAAUGGCGCCUGGUGGUACAAAAGUUGUACUUUUAGCAAUCUCAAUGGGAAGUAUCAGAAUGAGGUUAGUAAACAGUCGCUUUGCUGGUACGUUUUUGAUUACACUGACACUGGGCUCAUGAUGUCCCGAAUGAUGAUUCGUGAGGCUUGAAUAAAUACUAUUUGAUGUGGUGAUUGCAAUUGCGACGAUGGAAUGGUUAAUAAAAGUUUGUUUCUUUUACGUAUUCUGUGGUUAUUCUUUGUUGUCUUUUAGUCAAAUUAUAAGCUGUUCCCAGAGUAAAUCGGCAGAAAAGCGAAGAGUAAGCUGCUAUCCGAAAGACCCACAGCGAUUCAAUUGUGAGAAAAGCUGACAGAAACUUAAUUUAUGAACAUAUCAUCAACGAGUUACAGUACAUCAAGCAUUCAUCUACAUCUUACUCACACUCAUAUAAAAAAAAAAAUUCUAAAAAUGUCAAUUCUUACCUCCUGUAUCAGUUGUUUUGAACUCCCAGAUUGAAAAUUUGAGCGAAAUCAAUUAAGUCUAAGAGGGCGCUUUACGAGCUUGAAGUUUGUAUGGGAAUACUUGGCCAAAUGUAUGUAGAAAUCACAGUUUUCGAUUUUUACCGCUAGGUGUCGCUGUAAGCGGUCAACUGAUAAAACCUUUAGUAAUCUUGUAGGUGCAACGUGAUCAGUCGCCUGUGAAAAAAGCUAUACCCUAGGCAAAGUGAGGCAAAACUUACUUACUUUCAUUCCUGAGCACCCAUGGUGGUGCAGAGGGUGGAAUUUCAUUU